GGCUUAUACCCCAUUUGCAAACAUUCGCCUGCAAAGAAAAGCUACUGAAGGUUAUUGAAACAAAACGAGUAUUUUCUUGCAGUGAUGUGUUCAGAGGCUGUAACAAAGACUCUUCUUAUCAUCUUUAAUUUGUUUUUUGUUUUGGCUGGCCUUGGAACUGCUGGAAUUGGUGUGUCUGUACUGUUUGUAAGGGCGCAAUAUGAAGAACUCAUUGGUUCCUCCUUAAUCAAUAUGGCGGCAUACGUGGCCAUAGCUGGUGGGGGUAUUGUCGUUUUCAUCGCGAUGGCUGGUUGUGUUGGAGCCAUUGAAGAAAGCAGAAAACUUCUACUUGUGUAUAUGAUCUGCCUUGUGCUAGUGUUCCUAGUAGAGGCUGCCGCUGGAAUCCUUGGUUUUAUUUUUUAUGAUAAGAUUCGUUCAGUACUAGAUGACAGGGUAAAGGAUGCUCUACUCAACAAAUAUGGCUACAAGGAAUAUAACGCCGUUACUACAGGGAUUAACAUACUACAACAAAAGAUCAAGUGUUGUGGUUACACAGAACCGGGAGAUUGGGCUGUAUCAGCAUACUUCAAAGACGCUGACAAGGCCACCGAGCGUGGAACCAGCAAAAUGCCUAUAUCAUGCUGCAAGGAUAUGCUUGUAUCCGGCUGCAAUAAUGACUUUGACGACACGAAAAUCCACUCGGAGGGAUGUGUGACGGAACUAGAGUCCAUUCUGAAGACUAAUUUACUGAUAGUAGGGGCUGUUUGUUUGUCCGUCGCCAUGGUACAGCUGAUAGGUAUAGUCCUAUCUCUUGUAUUAUGGAAAAAAUCAAAAGAACAGGAGAUUUUCUUCUAGAAGACGGGAACCAGCGAAGAAAUUGCACGUACUUCCGGUGACCUUGGGUUUGACCUUCAACCACGUGUUGAUUGUAAAGAAUUGUUUUGACUGUUUUUAUUGUGCAUUGUUGUAAAGAAUGGAAUUUGUUUUGGGAUGACAAGAUUGAAAAAUAGUGGAACAAGAGUAAAUGUUAUGUAAGAUAUUUUGCAGAGCGAAUUAAAACAAUAGAAACGAACGUAUGCCACGAGUAUAACGCUAAAGUUAGUUUGUAGGUACAUUCAAACAGUCUGGUCCGAAUUCUAAUGUUUUGAUACCAAAAGUCCAAAAAAAUGUACGAAUUGACUGAUCCAAAAUUAAAACCCGGACAUGACCAUAGAUAGUACACUGGAGUUCAAUAGGUAGAAAUUCAAAAGGUUGAGAUUUGUUCUAUGUGUUUAGCAUUUAGUAUGAUUUGUAUUAUUAGACGGAGUUGAAUGGUUUAUUAAACAUGUUAAUGAACAUAUAAUAAACAUUUAAAUUUUUCUUUGA
Ruditapes philippinarum (Manila clam) is the source of this 1344-nucleotide messenger RNA. Its product is annotated as tetraspanin-11-like. The record is from RefSeq and is a predicted model, not a curated record. Gene Ontology annotation, cellular component: membrane. Lineage: Eukaryota; Metazoa; Mollusca; Bivalvia; Venerida; Veneridae. The transcript has 7 exons. Bases 85 to 834 code for a protein of 249 amino acids.